AUGCCGGCAGGGGUUGACACGGGCGAGGAGAAGCAGCGGCAGGAGCUGGCGAUCAUCAGGCGCUCUGGCGAGGGCGAUGGCGGGCCUGGGGAGGCUGUGUAUGGGACGGACGAGACUUUGAUCGGUGGUGUUGGUGUUGUCGCAAAGUCGAUGCAGGCGCCCAGUCGCGAAGAGCACGAGCCGGCCAAUGCCGUCUUCGUCGCCUCCAGCGCCAAAGUCCCCUGGUGCCUUGCAGCUCCUUGGGCGCAAGACGGGCGUCUACGGGUCUCCAGUACUUCGGCCGUCUUUCUAGAGCCCAUCAGCCUUGCAAAGAGCCUUGACCAAAACGAGCACCAAGGAGAAGGGAUUGAUAUACCAAAAGAUGGGAACUAG
Molecule: messenger RNA, 372 nt
Organism: Trichoderma atroviride IMI 206040
Lineage: Eukaryota; Fungi; Ascomycota; Sordariomycetes; Hypocreales; Hypocreaceae
Source: RefSeq, a predicted model, not a curated record